Polyodon spathula (Mississippi paddlefish) is the source of this 2102-nucleotide messenger RNA. RefSeq names its product probable ATP-dependent RNA helicase DHX40. Gene Ontology annotation, cellular component: intracellular anatomical structure. Gene Ontology annotation, molecular function: RNA binding; ATP binding. NCBI's taxonomy places the organism in Eukaryota, Metazoa, Chordata, Actinopteri, Acipenseriformes, Polyodontidae. The annotation marks the transcript as partial. The transcript has 16 exons. The record is from RefSeq and is a predicted model, not a curated record.
UGAAUGCAAUUGUGAGUGCGUUUACAGGGUGUUUUAUAGGAGGCUGCUGCUGUUUAGUUCAGGGGUGAUCUCGGAGUAUUAAAGCUGAAGUGACGGCACCCGUAGGACAAAACCUUAAACCCGUUUGUGACGAGUCGCAACCAUCUAACAACCCUUCUACUGAGACGCAGCAAUUGAGUUGCAUCACUAUCUCGCUAGUCGUGUAAGAUCUCCAAACUGGAUCUUAGGGUUAGGUUUAACAAAAGUCGUUCAUAUAGAACAAACUGAACAUGGAGAAAAAAAGCAAGCCGUAUAAAACAAAGGGAGGAACGGCAACAGAGCCGGUGCCGCUCCCAAUCCACAAACACAGAGAGCGGCUGGUACGGGCUGUCAAACAGAACCCCUUCGUUGUCGUUACCGGAGAGACGGGAAGCGGCAAGACCACACAGCUUCCUCAGUAUCUCUACCAGGCAGGGUUUGGGAAAGGCGCAGUGAUCGGUGUCACGCAGCCCCGAAGAGUAGCCGCUAUCUCAGUAGCACAGCGAGUGUCUGAGGAGAUGGGCUGCCCCCUGGGAAGAGAAGUGGGCUACCAAGUGCGCUUCGACGAUUGCACUUCCAAGGACACGGCUAUCAAGUACAUGACAGAUGGCUGUCUCCUGAGGGAAAUUCUCGCAGAUGCCAGUCUUAGCAGGUACAGCGUUAUCAUUCUGGACGAGGCUCAUGAGAGGAGCCUGAACACGGACAUUCUGUUCGGUUUACUGAAGAAGCUGUUCCAGAAGAAGAAGCAUGGAGACCGGCAGGCCCCUCUCAAAGUGGUGGUGAUGUCAGCCACGCUGGAGACAGAGAAGCUCUCUGAGUUCCUUGAGGACUGCCCUGUCUGCACCAUACCCGGGAGGACCUAUCCUGUCACUGAGAUAUUCUGCAAUCUGAUUGGCCCAAAAGACAGAGAGAGCUCUGUUUAUGUGAAAGAGGUUGUGAAGGUUGCCCUCGACAUCCACACGAAUGAGCCAGCUGGGGAUAUCCUCGUGUUUCUUACAGGCCAAGUGGAAAUCGAGAAAGCUUGUGAUGUACUUUACGAGAAGGCUGAAUCCAUAGAUUAUCGGCAUGAUGUUGAAGACCGGUCUGUUAAGGGACUACUGAUACUCCCAUUAUAUGGAUCCAUGCCCACUGAUCAACAAAGGCAAAUAUUUCAACCUCCUCCAGCUGGCAUAAGAAAAUGUGUGAUUUCCACAAAUAUUGCUGCAACAUCUCUAACUGUAAAUGGAAUCAGGUACAUUGUUGACAGUGGAUUUGUGAAGCAGCUGAACCAUAAUUCAAGGGUGGGUCUGGAUGUUCUGGAAGUGGUGCCGAUUUCAAAGACUGAGGCGAAACAGAGGGCAGGCAGGGCUGGAAGGACGUGUGCUGGGAAGUGCUUCCGGAUCUACAGCCGGGAGUUCUGGGAGAAGUGCAUGCCGGAGUACACCAUUCCGGAGAUCCAGAGAACCAGCCUGACUUCAGUCAUCCUCACCCUGAAGUGCCUUGGAGUCCAUGACGUCAUCAGGUUUCCUUACCUGGACAGUCCUGAGGAGAGGUUCAUUUUAGAAGCUCUGAAGCAGCUAUACCAGUGUGACGCCAUUGACAGGAGAGGCCAUGUGACGAGAUUGGGACAGUUUAUGGUGGAGUUUCCUCUUCCUCCAGGCCUGACUCGGUCCCUGUUGAAAGCAGCGGCUCUGGGCUCCGAGGACCUUCUCCUUCCUAUAGCUGCCAUGCUAUCUGUUGAAAAUGUCUUCAUUCGACCAGGCCAGCCCGAGAAACAGCAGAAGGCUGAAGAGAAGCACCGGGAGCUUGCAGCUGAAUUGGGUGGCUGCAAUGACUUCACAACACUGCUGAAUAUCUUUCAAAAGUGCAAAGCAAGUGCCUCUCCUGUGUCUUGGUGCCAGGAUCACUGGAUCCACUGGAGAGCCAUAAAGUCUGCUUUCAGUAUUGAGACUCAGCUGCAGGAAAUACUGUCCCGACUCAAGCAGCUGAGUGAUUUCCCAGUUGAAAAGUUUGAAGGCUCUCAAAACAAACUGCUUAGACACUGUCUGUGUUUGGGAUAUUUCGGCAAUGUUGCUAGAAGAUCUGUCGGGAGAACGUUUUGUACA